This is a messenger RNA of Danio rerio (zebrafish), 1083 nucleotides long. RefSeq names its product harbinger transposase derived 2 (gene harbi2). Gene Ontology annotation, cellular component: cytoplasm; nucleus. Lineage: Eukaryota; Metazoa; Chordata; Actinopteri; Cypriniformes; Danionidae. The record is from RefSeq and is marked validated.
AGCAUGUAAACAAGCAAAAUGGCUUCCCCGUAUCUGGAGAAUCCUGUAGACAUCGGAGCACAAAUUGUGCAGAGGGCUUUGCGCAGAGAAAGAGUUAUCCGAGAUGUACAAAACCCGUUGGCGUUCUCCGACGAGCACUUAUACGAGAGAUACAGAUUCUCGGCGGAGGGAAUGUUAUAUCUUUGUCGGCUUCUUGAGCCCCAUAUCAAAAACCCGACGCGACGGAGCCACGCGACUACUGUCCCGCAAAUGAUCUGCAUCGCUCUGCGUUUCUUUACAAGUGGCACAUUCCUGUAUGAAGUGGGCGAUGCCGAGAAACUCAGCAAAAACACGGUCUGCCGAACCAUUCGUAGGGUGGUUAUUGCGCUCCAGAGAUACAUAAACACUUUCGUUGCGUUCCCUGGUCAUCUACCCACUCAGGCCAUAAAAGAGGGCUUCUCCCAAAUAGCCGGAUUACCUGGAGUUAUCGGAGCAAUCGAUUGCAUACACAUUCCAAUCUCUACGCCAGUAAAAGAAAUCGAGGCUACUUUUCUUAACAGGAACGCCACUCACAGCAUCAAUGUUCAGAUGACUUGUGACCAUCAGUGUUUGAUCACAAGCCUGGAUGCCAGAUGGCCUGGUUCAAUGCAGGACAACCAAAUUUUCGAGAAGUCAAAGUUAUGUCAACGCUUUCAGCAAGGGCUGUUCGAUGGUGUGUUGGUGGGAGACGGGACUUACGCAUGCCAGAGUUUUUUGUUGACUCCCUAUCCUGAACCAAAGACAAAACCACAGCACGAGUUUAACAUAGCCCUGAGUCAAACCAGGCUCAAGAUAGACAACACUUUAGCCAUUUUAAAGGCCCGAUUUAACUGUCUUCGUGACCUUAGAGUGUCACCCGAACGUGCGUCUCAGAUUGUGGGUGCAUGUGCUGUACUCCACAACAUAGCCUCUAUAAGGAAAGAGCAGAUGCCAAGUGAAUGCCAGCAAUCCAAUGAUGAUGUUGACUCUGUCUCCAGGGACCAUCCCGCUGGGAGGGCUGUCAGACAUGCCAUCACAGAAGAAUUUUUCAUGCAACAUUCAAUAAAGCAAAAUUGACAACGCAAA